Molecule: messenger RNA, 2367 nt
Organism: Pseudogymnoascus verrucosus
Lineage: Eukaryota; Fungi; Ascomycota; Leotiomycetes; Thelebolales; Thelebolaceae
Exons: 5
Coding region: 1-2367 (788 amino acids)
Cellular component (GO): microtubule; cytoplasm; membrane
Molecular function (GO): GTP binding; microtubule binding; GTPase activity
Source: RefSeq, a predicted model, not a curated record
AUGGGAGAUUCCAGCCGUUCGAAUACAAUGUACUUUGACGCGAUUCCCCAGAUGGAACCAAUCGAUGGAAUGCAUUCCCAGCUCUCGGACCAAGAUCUCUUGCCAAAAAUCGACAGGCUUCGAGAAUUAGGAGUCCAUGCCGAGCUCUCCGACAAAGAUCUCUUGCAAAAAAUUGACAAGCUUCGAGAAUUAGGAGUUCAUGAGUUUGUAUCACUUCCUCAGCUUGUUGUGGUUGGCGACCAAUCGAGCGGCAAGAGCUCUGUGCUAGAAGCAGUGAUGGAAUUGCCGCUUCCUCGAAGUGGCACACUUUGCACUAGGUUUGCUACUAAUAUUACCUUUCAAAGUGCCUCAAAACCAAGAAUUACCGUUUCAAUCAUCCCUGGUCCGUCAAGGUCCGAUGAGGAAAAGGAGCAAUUGCAGGAUUUUAAGAGAGAGUUGACUGUCCUUGAUGGCGGUAACUUCUUAUCAAUUUUGAACGAAGCCUGUGACGCUAUGGGUGUUCCUAAACCAGAAGAGCUGUUUGAUGUCGAUGGUAGUAAGAGCAAGCCUACUUUCAGUGAAGACGUCUUCAAGGUAGAGCUUUGCGGUCCAGGCCGUGACAACCUGAGCAUUAUCGAUAUUCCAGGGAUCUUCAGAACUGAGACGAAAGGGACUACUACGUCCAAAGACAUGGCAAUGGUGAAGGAAAUGGUCAACUAUUGGAUCAAGGAUGAGAGAACAAUUAUCCUAGCAGUCAUUGGUAUAAAUAAUGACGUCGCUACCCAGGAAAUACUUUCAAUAGCUAAAAAAGCGGAUCCUAAAGGUCUUCGGACAUUAGGCAUCUUAACAAAGCCUGAUAUAGUCGGUGAUGGCGAAGAAGGGAGAGUGUUUGAUCUCAUAAAUGGGAAGCAGCACAAGCUUACACAUGGAUACCAUGUGCUUCGGAAUCUUUCACAGAAAGACUUGGAUGCUCAGAAAGGCUUGAAUGGGCGGAACGACUCCCUCUCUCGUAGAACUAAGGAGCAAGAAUUCUUCAACAAGAAGCUUUGGUCAGCACUUCCAAAGAGUCGGGUUGGAGUUGACGAACUGAAAAAACGACUAACAGUUCUGUUGACCGACAUGGUCAAAAAAGAGUUCCCUAAGAUCAAAAGUCAACUUGCGCAAGACCUGAUCCUGGCAAAGAAACAGCUAGCCAUGAUUGGCACAGAGCGAGCGACACCUCAGCAACAGAGAGUUUACCUUGAGGAAAUUGCAGCGAAGUUUAAAGAUCUAUCCAAGCUCGCACUGGACGCCGAUUAUCGAGAUGAAAUCUUUCAAAACGACAAAUGUCUCCGAUUGCCAACGCUAAUAGUGAAUCGAUACGAUCUAUUUGAGAAAGAGAUUAGAACGAAGGGGCACACUUACAAGUUCGACAACGACGAGGGCAAUGGCAGUGGCAAUGAUGAGGAUGAGGAUGCGGAUGAAGCAAUAAGUAUCGCCUCUGAAAAUGAAAGUGCGACAGACGAAAAUGAAAGUGGCAAGGGAUAUGAAGUUGAACCAACACCGAAACCCAUAGGUCGGGUUUUCCCUGAACUUGACAAUGUUCUUAGCCAAAGCUUCAACAUAUUAGACGCAGACAAAACCAACAUUCUCGACUGGAUUAGACGUCAGUACCUGGAAUCGAGAGGUUACGGCCUACCAGCGAUAGAUCUCAGAAUCCUGCCUGUGCUUUGGCAAAAACAAUCGAGCAAUUGGGGUGGUAUCACGUUAUCCUUCAUAAACGAUAUCAUUGUGUACGUACACGAUUUUAUCUGUCGUCUCUUAAGCAUUGUCUGCCCAGAGAGCAAGGUGCGAAACGCGCUACUCUCAUUUUUUAUGGACGACCUCGUUGCAAAGUACAGCUCCGCCAUUAAACACGUCGAGUACAUCCUCAAGGUCGAGCACCGCGGCACUCUCCUCACCAAGAACGAGAGCUACAGCACCGCGCUGAACGAGAUGCGAUAUGCCCGCCUAGUCAAAGCCACCAACAAUUCAGCAAUUCCGACUACAAAAUCGAAAGGAGGGGAUUAUAUACCCGUUAAAGCCAUCGAGGUCUCCGCCGCUGCCCUCGCAAUGUCAAACAGCAACGAAGAGAAUGUAGUUCAGGAUCACCACGACGUCCUGCACGCAUACUACAAGGUUGCAAUGAGGCGGUUCGUGGACACUGUGAUUGCGCAAGGUAUGGACGAUUAUCUCCUUACGGGAGAGAAUAGCCCGAUUAAGGUCAUCAAGCUAUCGUUCACCUCAAAGAUGAAUGAUGACCAGAUAAAUGAUAUUGCGGGCGAGGAUGCGUUUACGAAGGGGGAGCGACUGGCGUUAGAGCAGAAGAUUAAGGCGCUAGAGGAGGGUAAGGAGGAGUUGAAUUCCUAA